Alosa alosa (allis shad) is the source of this 3397-nucleotide messenger RNA. RefSeq names its product sp4 transcription factor (gene sp4). The transcript is spliced from 8 exons. Gene Ontology annotation, biological process: regulation of transcription by RNA polymerase II. Gene Ontology annotation, molecular function: DNA-binding transcription factor activity, RNA polymerase II-specific; RNA polymerase II cis-regulatory region sequence-specific DNA binding. NCBI's taxonomy places the organism in Eukaryota, Metazoa, Chordata, Actinopteri, Clupeiformes, Clupeidae. Bases 563 to 2845 code for a protein of 760 amino acids. The record is from RefSeq and is a predicted model, not a curated record.
AUAGCUCAAAUGCAAUUGUGAAUCAAAAAGUGUGCAUGUGCAAUAUAGAAAAAUUAAGAUGCCACUAUUUAAUGAAAAAUAGCAGAUAAUUAUACUAGGCUAGACAAGUCGACCAGGCUGCUGUUACACAAGAGAAAGGCCUGGCGUUCGCUUGAUAUUUAAAUGGAAGUGGGUGGACCAUGGUGUAGACAGUCGCAACUUCGAUGUGGACAUACUUCAACGAUGAUUAUUCUUUUUACUGGGAUGAAAAUUCACCUGCACGACUCCGUUCAGCCAGCGUCUGAGAGGAACUGAAAGUGACGAGUCCGGACAUAUUUUGUGUAACGUUACUGUUAUAUACUGGCGUACAGAUUGUGCUUGGCAUUUGGUACCGCCCUUCCUGACGGGUGGGUCUUUCGUCAGAGCCAGAGAGAGACAGCGGUCGGAGGAGCUACGCCACAGCCUAGCAGUAGCCAUUCGUGGAAAAAUAGGCCGUCCUUCUCCGGGCUUCAGCCUGCCUCUGCCUCCAUAGCGUCCGGCCUUUUUUUUCUUAAACAACUCCUCUCCGGUUUAUUAAUGCGGGAUGAGUGAUCUGAAGAAGGAAGCUAUGGCAACAGAUGGAGGCAAAUCAGGAGGAGGUGACAAGGGCAAAACUUCAGGAUCACAGGACGCGCAGCCAUCUCCACUCGCGCUGCUAGCGGCCACAUGCAGUAAGAUAGGGGGCGUGACCGGAGAGGGUCAGGCGGGAGUACCGCAGCAGAUCAUCAUUGACCCGAGCCAGGGCCUCAUGCAGCUUCAGAACCCGACACAACAACUGGAGCUCGUUCCAGCGCAAUUCACCGGCAAUGGCUGGCAGAUUAUCACCGCGUCCGCUCCCACCACUGUUACCAAGGACAGCCUGACGCAAGCCGGGGUGACUUUCGCCACAGCUAUGUCCAGCGACGGUGCCUCUGGACGCAAACUUAAGGUGAUUGGCGCUAACAGUGUGCCUGCUGGACAACAGCAGCUGCAGCAGCAGCAGCAACAGCAGUUUCAGAUCAUCCAGGUCCAAAACAUGCCCAAUUCCACAGGCGGCAUCCAGUACCAGGUAAUACCGCACAUCCAGACUGCGGACGGCCAGCAGAUCCAAAUAAAUCCCACCAGUGCCACAUCAUUAAGCGUACAGCCCGAGCAAAUACAGCUGAUCUCGGCUGGCAACAACCAGGCAAUCCUAGCCACGCCUCAGCGGACAGGCGGCGCCAACCUUGUCACCCAGAACCUAGCCAAUCAGAUCCCCCUGCAGAUUCGUCCCUCCUUCCCUCUCCAGCUGCAGACUAUCCAAGGUGCCCAGACCCCUAUGGUGACUACGGUGCCCAUAAACAUCGGCGGCAUGACCCUCGCCCUGCCCGUCAUCAACAACAUGGCAGGGGGCGGGGCCACCGUCCAGCUGGUGCAGUCCGCCGACGGCAGCAUCUCCAACGGCGGCUUGAUCUCCGUGUGCAGCGGCGCGCCGGAAUCUUCCGGCAUCGUCACCACCACCACCACCACUGCCGCCGCCGCGACCGACGUGACCGCUGUGGACUGCACCACGCUGACCAGCGGAGCCCCAACGCUGUCGGACGGCGACGGUGCUGAGAAGGACGCGCAGCAGACCCAGCAGGCCGAAGCGGACAGUCAGAACCCCCCCACCAGCAGCAUCGCCGGCGUGGUCCAGGUCCAGACCAACGGCCUCCAGCCAGCAGCGGGCCAGGACCAGACGGGUCAGCAGCAGCAGAUCCAGCAGCAGAUCCAGCAGUUCCACAUCGUGGGCCACCCGGUCCUGCAGCAAAUCCAGAUCCAGCAGCCCCAGCAGCAGCAGCAGCUGGUACCGGGCUCCAUCCAGCUGCAGCCGGGCCAGACCCUACAGCCGGUCCAGCAGAACCUGCAGCUGCAGGCCUUCCAGAACCCCACGGCGCAGGUUCUGAUCCGGGCGCCCACGCUCUCGCCCACCGGGCAGAUCCAGUGGCAGACGGUGCAGGUGCAGAACGCGGCGAUGCCGCAGCAGCUCACGCUGGCGCCCGUGUCCUCAGGGGGGAACCCCGCCUGGGGAGGGCCGGGCGGCACGCCCAUCACCCUCAACGCCGCGCAGCUGGCGUCGGGGACUGGUGUGCAGACGGUCAACAUCGCUGGGCUCGGGGCGGCAGGGGUGCAGGUGCAAGGAGUGCCCCUGACCAUCACCGGAGUACAAGGUCAACAACAGGGUCAGGAGGGGGUCAAAGGUCAGCCGGCCUCUGUGACGGUCACCGUGGGCAACAUUGGGAGCACGGCGCUGAGCGCGGUCAGUCCGGAGCAGAUGGGCCAAGUGCAGAGCCCGUCAGACCAGGAGGGGCAGCCCAGCAAGAGGCUACGCAGAGUCGCCUGCUCCUGCCCCAACUGCAGGGAUGGAGAGGGCAGGAACAACAGUGACCCGUCUAAGAAGAAGCAGCACGUGUGCCACAUGGAAGGCUGUGGGAAGGUGUACGGCAAGACGUCGCAUCUGCGAGCUCACCUGCGCUGGCACACGGGCGAGCGUCCUUUCGUCUGCAACUGGAUCUUCUGCGGCAAGCGCUUCACCCGCAGUGACGAGCUGCAGCGGCACCGACGCACACACACAGGUGAGAAGAGGUUUGAGUGUCCGGAAUGUUCAAAGCGGUUCAUGAGAAGCGACCACCUGUCCAAGCACAUCAAGACCCACCAGAACAAGAAGGGCGGCGCCGCGCUGGCCAUCAUCACCACAGAGGACAUGGAGGACACGGGUGAUGACGAGGUCCUCGGCUCGCCCAGGAUGGUUACCGUGGCGUCCCUCUCCCAGGACUCCAACCCGGCCACGCCCACAACCUCCAACAACAUGGAGGAGGAGUUUGAGUAGCCCACACCCUUAUUUUGUUUUUAUUGUUAUUUGUUUUUAUUGUUAUUUUGUUAUUUUUCCUCACUUGGCACCAACACUUUCAGUGCCGUAUGGAGGUGAGCAGCUAGAGAAGUGCACCAACACUUUUGUCAUUUCUUCUUUGUUGUUUUUAUCUUUUCUUUUUAUUCGCAUUCUUCUAAGAGUCUAAAACUAAUGCAUAUAAUGACAAAAAGAUAGUCUAAAGUAAAAAAUAAAUAUGGCUUUUAAAAGAGAAAUAUAAAAUAAGCUAGCGGUAGCCAGGUGGAGGUGAAGGUUUAUUACUGAAUCAGAGCAGUAGCACAACGCUGUGGCUUUCUCACACCAAUCGCCACCACAGAGAAUCUUGGGAUUAAAAGAGAAUCUAUUUCUAUGCACAAAAAGUAUGUACUUCAGUUAUUCGCAGGUAUGAAUUAUCUAUAUAAUGGGGAGGGCUAGGUGGGUCGGCUGAGAUCCCAGUUACAUAGAGACGCCAGUACGCCAGGCCAGGGCCAAGUUUCUUAUUUAUUUUAUUAUUUUAUUGUUUUGUUUUUUGGG